Molecule: messenger RNA, 7998 nt
Organism: Prorocentrum cordatum
Lineage: Eukaryota; Dinophyceae; Prorocentrales; Prorocentraceae
Source: the annotation of a GenBank genome assembly
AUGGCGGAGUCGAGCGACGAGGAGUUCGCAGUCGACCAGGCGCGCGUGAGCGAGGUUGGGCUCGACGAUGACGGGGAGGCCAUCAGGCGGUCCCGCAGUAGUUGCGCCAACGAGUCGCUGGGUCGCGUGGCUGAUCUGCUCUCGGCGACGCGGCCAGGGAUGCGGCUGUCCGUGCGCCCUGUUCGUGGAGACGGGCUGUGCUUUUUCCGCGCUGCGGCUGCCGAACUGGGACUUCCAGGCCGCGCGGCUUGGAAGCUGUACAGAUGGGCGCUGGUGAAGAUGAUGAGGCAGCGGAACCAGCAAUUGUUCGAGGCGCUGCAGCUGGACGAGUACGCCGUGGAGAGGAGGGCCCGCCUGCAGAAGGAGUUGCCAGCGCAGGUGGCCAGUGGCGUCGCGUGGGGCAGUCUCCCCAACUGGAAGGUGUUCUACGUGGACAUAUGCAUGGGCCUCCAUUCGGAGGACGUGUCGGCAACGCGCCGAUAUGCAGACGCUGUUGUGAUCACGCACUUCCUGGAGGCUUGUGGCGCUCUCGCUCUGUACGUGCCAUUCAACGCGUGGAGCCAGGCGGCCAUCUUCCCGGACCAGGGGUUGCUGCAGGGACGUGCGCAAAUCCCAGUGCUCGAUUUUGCUUUUGUCCACUAUGACGUCGACGGGUAUUCACACUACGAUGCGGUGGACGUGGCGACGUCAGGAGCUAACGCUCCGCGACCGUGGGAGCCGUCGACCGCGUGCCGGGGGAAGUUCAGCGACCCGUCGUGUUUCGCUGACGUGGAUGCGCUAUUCGGCGAGGAGGACGUGGCGGCUUUCUGUCAUCAGGCGUCCGGGCGCUUGCAGUUCACUGAGAGGGAGUGCGGCGGGCGCGAGUUCCGGCAGCAACGCGCGCCCGCAGCCGCGGAGGCCCCCGAGUCUGACUCCGACGCCGACCGGGAGUCAUCGCCCUCAGAGCCGGCGUCGGACUCCAAUUCCGAGCUGUCGGAGGCCCCUGCCGGGUCAGGGCAGUCCGACGUUGACCACUUGGCCUGCGGCGCCGACGUGGCGCACACGACGCUGGACGUCGCCCACGAAGCAGCUCGGGCUUUCUCUGCAUUUCUCCGGCAGGACCCGACGCUUCCUCCGCCGUUCGACCCGUCGGACGCCGCAGACAACAUCCAGGAGGUAAUGGACGGAUUGCAGUGGCCGAUCUGCAACUGCGCCGUUCGGCAGCGCCGCUGGACCGGGGAGACGGAAGGGGAUUUGCGGCGCCACGUAAUCAGCUGCCACCAGGCCUGCCUCCCAGCAGCGUGGAGGCAGGGGUGGAACAAGAGACUCGCUGACAGCGCCGACGAUGUCGGCGUCCAUGCCGAGGUGCUGGAGGAGCAGGAAGCGUGGAUCUGGUCCAUCUACUGCCAGGCGGUGGAGGUCCGGGCGCGCACUGGCAUGCCAGCUCUCGGCAUUUGCAGAGACCGGCGGGCAAUUCGCACCAUGAGGCAAGUGGCGAACGAUGCUUGUUUGUCGUCGCUGGUGUGCUUCUGCUGCGGUCAGAUCUACACGAGUGUCGAGGACCCCGAGUCCGCUGGAGUCAGUGAGAUUGGAUGGACGCCACUGCGCGGGCUCUUGCGCAGUUGUCCGCGUGAGCUCCUGGAGUACGCCUUCGGCUUGGACGCGUUCCUGGCGCACUUCCCGCACCCUGCUCCGGACCACCGCGGGACGCGGUCGCACCACUAUCCGACGCAGACAACCGCGUCUUCGCCGUGGGUGCGACCGGUGCGGUGGAAUGGUCCGAACGGAAGCCAGAACUCCAUGCGCUUCCUGUGCUGCCCGGAAGACGUGGUGUGCGACCGUCAGCAUGGAGUUGUUGAUGAGCUGAGCGAGUCGUGCCGCAUACCUCUGUGCUGGCAGUGCCGCGGCAUUUUCGCGAAGACGCGAACGGUGCGGGAGCGAAUCCCGCGUCCCGCCAUCGCCAACGACAAUUUUGUCGGGUUCGUGUCGGCAUGGUGGGAGAAGCACAAGCCCCGGUGGAUCGAGAUGGCCGCGGCCACGCCAGUGUGGACGAGUUUGAUGGCGUUCUACGUCGAGGGCGAUAAGGGCCACCUCAUGAACAAUCAGGCCAUGCAUCCGCACAGUCGGUACGCUGUCCGCGGUAAUCUGGCCAGCUUCCUGGUGCAUUGGGACGACGUCCUGGAGCGCCUGCUCGCCAUCACGGAGAGUUCCAGUGCUGCUGCGGCGCUGCCCCACGACGGCGAGACGCUGGCCCACUUGGUUCGCUUCGAGGUCCGGAUGAAAGACAAGGACAUGUCGAAGCACCUGAAGCACAUGCGCCUCCGCGCUCAUGUGGUGCUGCAGCUCGGCUGGGAGCUCAUCGACCGCGGCCACCCCGCUUUUUGUCGAGAUGCUGCUGGCAAUCCCAUCGCAAUCGCCGCUGCCAAGGAGGCGUUUGAAAGGCGCGUGAAGCAGUGCUACCCGUGGCUCGGCACCCCCGAGGACGCCGACGGGAAGGAUAACAAGCACGCGACUCCGGCGCUGGCCAGCACUGACGUCGCCUCUGUUUUCGACGAUGCCAGACCGACCGCCUGCGCGCCCACAGAUGCGACGUCCCGGCAAGGGACCGCGGGUCAGCGCCAACAGCGAGCCAUGGACGGCGGGCUGGUCGUCCCGUACGUCGCCGACGCGGCCAUGUUGGAGCAGUGGAACGGGAAGUACCCCGCGAUCGCUUUCCCGCACACGCUGCUGUGGCAGAGCGGGGGGCCAGACUUCACGAGGUCUUGGCGCAACGGUGCCGAUGCCGCACAUCGGCGCCGCGCGGUGGGGCGGCCCGAGGAAGUGCAAACCCGGCCGUCCAUCAGCAUGGGGAUGUGGCUUGCAGGCAUGAGUCGCCGAGUGGAACACCAGAUCCGAUCGGACUGGCUCUUCAUCCCAGGCAUGCGCAAUGUCCACUUCCGCUUUUUGGGCAUCACCGCGAGGUUGGGGAGCAAAGUCAGGAAGUACAAGGACGAAGACGGAUCCGCUUUCACGGAGCGCCUGACCACGGCUGUCCGCGGGUUGCACGACCUGUUGGCGAAGGGGUACUACGGGCCGAACAGGCGGCCAAUUGCUGGCAACUUGACGGUGCUGCACAUGGCGCAUGGCCUGGACACAACCCAGAAACAGAUCGUGCACAACAUGCGCUCUGUGACGAGCAGCCUUGCAGGCACCCAGGAGCUGCGUCGCAGGAUGGGCCACGUAUUCCAGUCUGGCGCGAUUGGAUACGGGCACGGGCUUUUCAUCACCAUCUCGCCAAAUGAGAAGCAGUCCUGCUUGGUGAUGCGUCUACACAGAGCACGCCAGGGCGACCCGCUGCUGCGCGCGGGCGCCGACGCGGAGCUCCCCGAUUUCGAUUUGCGUCUGUGCGAAGUGGCCAAUGAUCCUCUCUCGGUCGUUCAGGGCUUCCGCGUCGCCGUGAACGUGAUCUUGGGCCGCCUCCUGGGUCUGCGGUUGUGCGCCGAGUGCGGCGUCGCGCGAAGAUAUCGUAGGCAGCCCCGGUGCUGUUGCACGGACAAGUUCGGCUCCAAUUCGCGCCCCAUGGGCGGGAUUUUCGGGGUUGCUGCAGCUUUGCUUGGCGCCGUCGAGAACCAGCACCUAGGCACGCUCCACUUCCACGGGUUCGUGUACCUCGCGAACAUGUUCCAGCACGCACCCUUGACUGAGAUCGCGAGGACAAUUCGGGAGUCCCCUGGCUUGGCGGACGCGGUGAAGGAGUGGCACGCGUGGGUCCACAGGGAAGAGCACUGGGCCCCCGAGGAGCACCGGGAGAGCCUACCGUCGCUGGAGUCUGAGUGGCGGCAGAAUCACCGCGCAACGGAGCACGUAGGUCUGUGUCGGUGGCCCGCGUAUGUGGACCAUGCCGAGCCGAAGACGAAGUGGGACGAGGGGUGCGAUGCCGUUGCCUGCGACGCCGACGCGGCCACCUUCAAGCAGGCUUACGAGGCAGAUGCGCAGAUGAUCUUCUCGAAGGUCCAGCAUCGCCACCAUCCCAACGGGAAGCCGCUCACACACUGCAUCAAGAAAGGCUGCAAACACGGCGACAAGUGCAAGCACGGCUUCCCGAAGACCAUGCUCAUGGCGGCCCCAGAUGGACCGAGAUUCCGCGUUGUGUGCCCUCAGGUGGCCAGGGAAGUCGGGCUUAAAGUGAACGGGCCGAGGAAUGCGUUGGGCGAGAUCGCGGGGCCUCGGAACGACGAUUUCCUGAGCGGGACUUGUCCAGCAUUGGCGGUGGCAUUUCGGAGCAACACGCACACGGCGCCGAACAACCGGCUCCCGCUGAUCACAGGCAUUACUCACGACCCGAACUGCCUGUGUCGACACGGCUCCAGAGAAGACACAGAAGAAGGGCACCUUCGACGCAUCGCAUUCGCGGUGCAGCGGUCCAUGUCGAACUCCUCGCGGUACAUCGGCGGGUGCAUUUCCAAGGUGCAGCGCGUCGGGAAGAAGGCGCUGGAACUGGCGAAGACCUGCCUGUCCACGCUGGCCGAGCGACUCCAUGGGAAGUCCGAGAUGCAGCAGACGCUCAACACUGUGCACCGCUGCAUCGGGGACUGGGAGGCCAAGGGCGUGGCGCGGACGAUCUUCGAGGAGGUGAACUUGGCGCACUUCGCGGACAGGCCGAACCCGCUCGCAGCGGAGUGCAUCACGUCGCGCCCUGUCGCCGACUUCUACGCGGGCUGCUUCCUCCAGAUCGUGGCCGACGAGACUCGGGCGGGGCGCGCGACGGCGCGGCGCCAGAAGAGGUCCGUGGUGUUCACGGACGCAGGCGAGGUGGCCACUCCGCCGGACGCGACGGCGCGAGCGCACGCCUACCGACCCAAUCAUGCCGAGUUGAAGACUUUGAGCCCGUACGAGUUCGUCCGCUUGUUCGAGGUGGUACCAACGUACCCGCCACCAAGAGAUGCUUCGAAGCCAUCGACGGGCCCGACGGAGUGGAAGGCGAAUUCGCCGCCGGCCGCGGCUGAUGGGCCUCCACGGCCUGGGGUCCAUUAUGUCGUGAAGCCACCCGCGGAGGGAUGCAGGUACUUUGCGCUCGAAGAAGACCCAGACGACAUGGAGUUCGCGCACAUGUACGUGAUUGUACCCCGGGGCGUCCCCGCGCUACCCGUCUUCAUCGGGUCCGUCAUGCCUCAGCCCGAAAUGACGCCUGAGCGCCGCAGCGCCAGUUUGUCUGCGUACUUCCGACCAUGGACAUUGGUGUGCAAGUACGGAUCUUCUCGGGGGCCUGUUCCGCUAGCGAAGAAUCUGAACUUGCCGCCCAAGCGCCAGCGCUGUGGGAGGAGCGCGCCGAGCUUCCGAGUAGCCCACAAGCACUACCUUCGCGGCCACAUCGUCUCGCCGUCCAACCGCAUCCUGUGGGCGAACGUGCUCCGCACCAUGACGACGAUGCCGGAGAACGCCGACGAGGGCGAGGACGACCAGGACUCGAAGCCGGUGGAGGCGCUACCCGAGAACGCGUUUCCGGUCCUCAGCCCCAGCAGCAUCAUGGCAGAGUUACGGCGAGUAGACCGAGACGCCGGGGCAGAUGCCGCUGGCGAGGACAUUGGGAACCUCUCCCAUUCGGUGCACAAAGCGCUGGAGCAGAGCAUGUCCUUCUGGGACCCGCCGAACAGGGCGCCCACGUUGAACUUGCCACUGCGACAGUCUGCUCUUCGGCAUUCCAGUGCAAUGCCAGCGGGGGCUCGCGGGACUGCCCAGGAGCCACCGCGGAAGAUUGCGCGCUCCAAGAUGCGGGAGAAGCUGUACCCUGGCGACGCUGACCUGACAAGCAACAUCCAGAGCUGGCGGAGAGGACUGCAGACGCACCAGAUCACCCCCGACCCGCAGCAGAUGAGCAUCCUGGACGCCGUCGCCGACAGGUGCGUCCAGGAGGCCCGCGAGCAGGACCAGCUGCGCGGAUCGCCAUGCUCCCGGCUGUUCGUUCUCGGCCUGCCGGGUUCAGGGAAAUCGGAGGUCAUCCGGUGGCUGUGCGAGGAGGGCGUGGGGCUGUUCCCCACGUGCAUGGGAUGGGAACACGAGGUGCACUUCAUCAAGACCGCCCCCAUGAAUUCCAUGGCGAGCAACAUCGGUGGGCGAACCAUCCACAACUUCAGCAAGCUCGGAAUCGACCUCAUCACGGGAGUCCAGUCCGGCGGGAAGAAGGACCCGGAGUUGUCGGAGAACAUGCUGCACACGAAAAUCCAGCACAUGCGCUGGCUCAUCAUCGACGAGGUGGAGAACGUUUCGGUGGAGUUGCUGGACGCCGUGCACAGGCAGGUGAAGGACUCGACGAGGGACAAGGGAAGCCCCUGGGCCGUGGACGCACGCGUUCCAAAACAGUUCGCCAUGUUCGGAGGGCUCAACCUGGUGCUGCUCGGGGACUUAUGGCAGAUACCGCCCGUCAGGAGUCUCAGUAUUGCCGCCAACCCAUUUGUCAAGAGACCCGCCAACGUCGGCCGCAUACUGGAGAUGUUCUGGACAGAGGGCUUGCCGCACCCGGUGACUAACCGCUACGCCCUGGCCCAGUCGCACCGCUGCUCAGACGUGUGGUGGAGAAGCUUUCUCGCCGAAGCGCGCGCUGGGAAUCUGUCGGACAGGAUGUACGAUUUCGUCCACGGCUUCCCCACUGAUGUGCCCGGCUCCUGGAUGCCCGCAAGCCCCGGCAGCGCCGAGGCCUCGACGGGGCACUUCGGCUGCGGGAAGGCGAAGUGCCGCGCGCUCUGGUCAGUUGAGUGGCCACGGAUGUUCGGAGAAGGUCGGGCCUGGGAGGACAUGAAAUCCCUGGAGUGCGCUGAGUGCAGCGCGGAACGCCAUCGGCGCUGCGGCGUCGCCUCUCAGAGCGAUGCCAGACAGCGGGAGGUGAGCACGGCGUUCGCGGACGCGCUGUUCGUGCACCCGUACAACGCCCCGAAGAGCAGGAUUCUGACGCUGCGAGCGGCGAAUGCGGCAGCCAAUGCUGGGAAGCAGCUCCUCUGGGUGGUGGCGCGCGAUGUCCCCCUCACUCGGGACGACGCAUGCAGGUCGACGGAGUCGCUCUCCCACGCCAGGCAGAACUGGCUCAUGUACCCCGAGAACAAGACUGGCGGAGUUCCGGGUGUGCUGCCGAUCUUCGAGGGGAUGCGGGCGCGGUUCACCACCACGGAGAAUGCGGAGGCGGGAGCCUGCAAGCACUCCUGGGGUACCGUGACGGGCUGGGUCCUCCACCCCGACGACUCGAAGUUGGUGAAAGACCACAGGUCCGAGCCGGAGCUGGUCCUGCAGCACGUGCCCGAGGCGAUCAUGGUGCAAAUUCCCGGGAACACGGCGCCCCGCUUUGGGACUCAGCCCGCGGGCGUCUUCCCCGUGAAGCAGAGGGAGGUGUCCUGGGAUCGCAGUCCCGGCUUCAAGGCCAUGGUGAAGCGCGCGGGGUUCCCGCUGGUCCCGCACUUCGCCGCCACGGCCCACUGCGUCACCGGCGCCACGCUGCCGCAGGCCAUUAUCGACCUCCUGGACGCGCGCACGACGCCCCGCGCAGCCAUGGUCCCCACGGGCUACGUGGCCAUCAGCCGCACCAGGAGGGCUGACGAUCUGAUCAUCACGCAGCCUUUUUCGCCCAUGCUUUUCCGCCAGGGGCAUCAGACGGGCCCAUGGCUCUUGCACUCCCUGACAGCCGGGGAGAUGACGACGGAGCAGGCGGAAGCCGGCUGGGCCAAGGCAGAGAAGGAAGCCGCGUCCAGGUCGUCCAAGAAAUUGGUGGACGUCACUUUCCAGUGCGCCGACUGCCACCAGCGGAAGAGAGCGGGCAACUUCCCAGGCAGCGGCAUGAGAACGAGCGACCCCGUAGAGCACGCCGUGGCGUUGCUGUGCCAGGGCGCGUGGAGGAGGUGCGCCCUGUGCGCGCAGAAGCGGACCUCUGCUGCGGGCGCGCCCGCCGCGGCUGCAGAGCCAUUCGCCGCGAAAGGCAGAGACGUGCUCGUCUGCAAUCGCUGCAAGGAGACUAAAUCGUUAAAGAACUUCAGACGCAGCGAGGUCAAUGACUAG